Salvelinus fontinalis (brook trout) is the source of this 2727-nucleotide messenger RNA. RefSeq names its product protein mono-ADP-ribosyltransferase PARP12-like. The coding region runs from base 212 to 1906 and encodes 564 amino acids. Gene Ontology annotation, molecular function: NAD+ poly-ADP-ribosyltransferase activity. The record is from RefSeq and is a predicted model, not a curated record. The transcript is spliced from 7 exons. Lineage: Eukaryota; Metazoa; Chordata; Actinopteri; Salmoniformes; Salmonidae.
GUGUUCUGUCAUUAGUGUGUUCCAUUGCCUGUUUGUUAUACUUGGCUACCUUCAUAAUAGGGGAGUGGUUACAUAUGCUGUAAGUUUCAUUUAGUCAGAAAUAGUUUUGUCGCAUGCUGGUCACCUGUUUUGUAGUUAAUGAAGGGCAAAGUUCUACUUCAGAUUUGACAAUAUAUGUACAGUUUUGCGAGGGCCAACAGUCAGGUGUCCUAUGGUGACUGACAUGGAUACAACAGCUCUGAUCUACAAGGUCCUCUGUGCCCAAAAUGGGUCCUUUGAGCUGGGAGAAUUACAUGCCAACAUUAGCACGAUGGAAGAUGACCUGGAAAGUGUUUUAGGGAAUCAGGAGAUGUUUACCAGGGCUGUCUCUAAGGGAAACAAACUGAUAGUUGCCAAGACGAAGAUGAGGUUAUGCAGAGCUAAUGGAUGUAGUGGCUGCAGCAAUUUACACCUGUGUAAGUUUUAUCUGUAUGGAACAUGUCCAUCCAAUGAGAGACAAGGAUGCCGUCUCUGCCAUGAGAUGACAUCAGAGCAUAACAUCAGAGUCCUGAGAGAGCAUUAUCUGGAGGAACUGGACAGGAAGGAGCUUUGUACAUUACUGCUGCAGAAUGACAACGCCCUUUUACCCCCAGUUUGCUUCACAUACAACAAAGGUAGUGGAGAGUAUGGCUAUUGUCCUGACAAAGGGAGCUGCAGAAGACUCCAUGUCUGUGAGCGCUACAUUACAGGAACCUGUGCUGCAGACGUGGACUGUGGCAGGUCUCACGACUUCUACGAGCCCCACCCACUCAACACCCUGCAGCAGAGGGGAGUACCUAAUGAACUGGUGGCAUCCAUAUUGUCCACCUACCGCAACAUCCAGGCAAUCGGGCAUACUAAUGAUGCUAGUAACACACUUUGCAAAAAAGACUCUGACUGCCUGCUGAAAUCCAAAGCUUUACCCAGUCACUGGGAUAAAUCUUCAGUACCUGAAACUGGAUUCAAGAGGGUUGCUCUGCAGAGUUCCUCAGCUGAGCACAAGAAUAUUCUGGAUUUUUUCCAUCAUACUAUGACUGGCUUCAGUGUGAAGAGUAUUGAGAGGGUGCAGAAUUGGAUCCUGUGGGAGGUCUUUUCGUGGCAAGGAGAUGUGAUGAGAAAAACAAACGCAGGGAAGGACAAUGAGAAGCAGCUCUUCUAUGGAACAGACUCCAAACACGUGGACGCUAUAUGCCUGCAGAACAUGGACUGGAGGAUCGGUGGAACACAAGGAACACCCUAUGGGCAAGGAAGCUACUUUUCUAAGGAUGCCAAGUUCUCCCACAGCUACACCAGCCAGUCAGGAGUUAGGUCCAUGUUUGUUUGUCGUGUGCUGGUGGGAAAUUACACACAAGGACACUCCAGCUACCUCUGCCCCCCUUCAAAAGAUGGAAGUCACACCACUUCCUAUGACAGCUGUGUGGAUGAUAUCUACAACCCCUCUGUAUUUAUGGUGGUCGGGAAGCACCAGGUUUACCCAGAGUACCUUAUUCAGUACAGGGAAGGGUCCAGGCCUGAGACCUAUGUUCCAUCACCUAACUUUGUCCAAAACCAGAGCCACCACAAAAUGCACUGGCAACCUAUUCCAGUCAUGCUACACUCACAAGCCACCCCUGUGCUGCCCAACAAUGCAAGGUUCAGAUCUCCUUGCCCAACAGGACAGAGAACCCCCAGGCCUACCUUGACACAUGCUUCUGCACAGUUUGGCUCCCUGAACUCCUUGACACAUCCAUUGUUUCAGCCAGGUCUGAUGACUUACGUUUCUCAUCCACCACCCUGGGUCGGCUCUAUGACCUCCAUACCACGCGCACCUCCAUCAAGGACAAGAAGAUCACAGUUUACUAAAAUGAAAGCAAAAAGUAAAUCUAUGGCAUCACUAGAUAAUCUAUAAGUCUGUAAGGGCUGUUGUCCUCCUCUUCCUCAGAUGAGGAGAGGAGAGAAGGAUCAGUGGACCAAUACGCAGCAGUAGGGAAAUAAGCCAUCUCUUUAUUUGAAACGACGGCAACACGAAAACAAAACACUUACAAAAUUACAAAACGACGUAGACGAAAACCUGAACAUGAACUUACAUAACUAAACGUAGAACUCACGGACAGGAACAGACUACAUCAAAACGAACGAACAGCCAAACAGUCCCGUAUGGUACAGACAUGAACGAAACAGGAGACAAUCACCCACAAACAAACAGUGAGAACACCCUACCUAAAUAUGACUCUCAAUUAGAGGAAAACGCAAAACACCUGCCUCUAAUUAAGAGCCAUACCAGGCAACCCAAAACCAACAUAGAAACAGAAAACAUAGACUGCCCACCCAAAACACACGCCCUGACCAUAAACACAUACAAAAACAACAGAAAACAGGUCAGGAAUGUUACAAAGUCUUGGUAGUCAAUUUUUUCUUUUGAAAUUUAGGGGGAAAUUACCUUUAUGUAUAAAUAAAUUGUAUUUAUGGACUUUAUUUUAAAAUGAUGUUUUAGCUGUUGGUAGAGCAUGGCGUAUGUAAUACCAGGGUAGUGGUUUUUAUUCCCUGGACCACCCAUACGUAAAGUGAAUGCAUGCAUGUCUGUAAAUCACUUUGGAUAAAAGAGUCUGAUAAAUGGCAUAUCAUGUAGUUCAGACAGUGUUGACAAAAUAAUCAGAAUUGGGCUGCCUGUGUAAAUGCAGUCAUGGUAGUUUCUGAAUGCACAACUGCAUUAAAAAAAAUCUGUCUACU